CAUUGAUCGUUCGCUUUCGUUGUUGCAGGAAAUGACCAUGCCGCCGUCGCCGCUCACGUGCAUAACCCAAACUCCUCGCAAGGAAUACGACUCCAAGUUCAGCUUCAACCCCGUCCUCGCCAAGCUCACCGAUGCGCAGCCCCAGGACACGACCAGGCCUCAGCGUGACAGGCACGCGGGCCACCGGCUGUCUGCGGAUUUGGAGCGCGACCUGAGCUUGUCCGAAAGUAGCGACGAGGAGGAAGCUCCCAAGGCCGCCGAGCAGCCCACCAACAGGCCUGUGAGGGAUGGAAGGAGUCCGGCAAUCAACAAUCCGACGCCGCUGAUUCCGACGAUACCGGGCCAUCCGCCCGUAGCGGCAAUGUCGCCGCUAGGCAUGUCGUCGACGGGCCAGACCGUCUCCAGGCCGCAGCCGCAGUCGCAAAUGCGACCACCACCAACGGUGCAGGCCCAGCAGCAACCGCCGUUGGCGCAGACUCAGACCCAGAGUCUGCAACAGCAGCAGCAGCAGCAGCAGCAGCUACAGCAGCAGCAGCAACAGCUCCAGACACAGCAACAGCAUCAGCAGCUACAGAUGCAGCAGCAGCAGCAGCAGCAGCAGCUACAAACACAACAGCAUCAGCAGCAACAGCUCCAGACACAGCAACAGCAUCAGCAGCUACAGAUGCAGCAGCCGGCCGCCAAAGCCCCAACCAACCAAAGACCGCCGAGUCCGCCGGGAGACGGGCCGGCGAGCUCCGGCAGUGCCUCUUCCUCGUCGGACUCGGGGUCGGACUCGUGCUCCGACAGCAGUGACGACUCCGAGGACGAGGCCCCGAGCGGCAGCCAGCCGGGUCCACACGCCAAGGGCCCGAGCACGCCGCCCUCGGUGUCGCCGCGCGAGGCGCCCGAGGAGCCACCACCGCCGGCCGUCGAAGAGUCCAAGCCGCGCUGGAACCUCAGCUCGUUCCUCACCAAGCCCGAGAAGCCCGAGAGCAGCAGCGGCUCGUUGUCGAACGCCAUAGCCGGCGCCGGCAAGGAGACCAAGACCGGUAAGGAGGAGCUGCGCAGGGAGCCCGGCGCUCUGCAGCCCGAGCGUCGCUCCUCCAGGCACCGCGACUGGGAGCUCGACAACCAGCCCAAGCGCAGCCGUGGCGCCAGCAGCGCCGUGCUCAGCUCGCCCAGCGACAGCUCGCAGCAGAGCGACGUAGACAAGCCGCUCGGCGGCGCGGUCGGCAAAGGCUUGCCGCCCAGGACGCAGACCCAACAGGACAAGCCCAAGGCACCGGACGUGCGCAAACGCGGUCGUCCGCGAAAGACAGACAAGCCCGACAAGGUCGCGCAGCCGGCGCUCCUGGCCGCGGCGGACCCGCUGCCGCAAGAGCCCAAGGCACCAACCAAGCCGCGAUCCCGGCAGCGUACCGGCGCCGGCGCGCGCCCCAAGAAGCAGCCCAUCUCCAAGCCCGUGCUGUCCAGUGACGAGGACGACUUCAGUGACUCCGACUCGGAGCCCGCGGCGGCGCCGGCGCUCCCGGCGCCGCUCACCACCGCGCGGCGUGCCCCCGCCGCCUCGCCCGUGGUUGCUACUGACAAGCGACAUCGCACUUCCAGACAAAGCUUGUCAAGCAGCGACGACGACGACGACGACGACGAAGAGGAGGAGGACGACCACGCCAACGUCGACCACUUGGAGCACGCUAGGAGCAAGCGCUCGCACGAGGUCGAUCCUCAUUGGAACAGUAGCAGGUUCUCCUCCAUCAAGCGCAGUCGCAAACUCGAUUCUCCCAAAAAGCAGGACAAGAAGAAAAGCCCGCCGAAGCCCAGGCGGCAGAGGUCGAGGGUAUCCAGUGCCCCGGAGUGUCCGAGCGAGUCGGACAGCGAGUCUGAAGUGACCCCCAGAACGAACCGCAAGGUGGCUCGAGUUCAGCCGAGGCCGCGAGUGCCACCGACGCGCACAACCUCGCCCGACAACUCGGAUAGUGAUAACAGUCCGGCGUCGGCGAAAUUGCUCGACGUAUCGGGCAACAACAAGAAAAGCGCGCUCCGGCGAUUGUUCGUCGCGAAGAGCGGCAAGGGUGGUAAGGGUGGCAAGGGCGGCAAGGGUGGUGGCAAGUGCGGCAUUUACGUGGAGGAAUAUCAGUCCAACACGCCCACUGGCAGCGAAAGCCCGUACAAACGUCCCUCGUCCGUCAUUCCAGCGGCGGAACGGCCCGUCGCGAUCGAGCGCCACGACGAAAAGAGAGUCAGCAUUCCGCCGAUCACUUACGUUAACGGCGUGCCUCGCAUCAUGUGCAAGAUCGAACUGAACUCGGGAAUUCGUGUACCGCAACACCCAAGGGGCCAGGAAAUCAGGCAGCGAACUGAAAUUCCAGACACCAGGCCGUCUUCUAGGAAUCGCUCGCGCAAUCAGUCACAGAGGUCUUCGACGCCCGAGGAGGGCGAAAUUGUCGAGACACACAGUGGCAGCAGCAGUCGGCACACGGGAGCGGCGGAGGAUAGCGACUCGGGUCCAAGUCACGUCAAGGCAAGAAGAGGUGGUGGCAGUGGAAAUCGUGCGAUAAAAAGUGGCGAAAGCGUGGACGCUAAAUCAAGCGAAGUUAAAGCAAAUCCGAAUGACAGUGCUAGUGGUAACGUUGCUGCGAGCAGCUGCGAAGUACCAACGACCUGCAGCGGAGUCAGGAGAAAACGCAAGCAAAGCUGCAGCUCCGAGUCGAGCUUGAGCACCGUAUCGUCCGUCGAUUCUAAACUGAAGAACGAAUCCAAGGAGGACAAGAAGAAGCGCCGAAAGAAGCACCAUGAGCAACAAGACUGCUCGUCAAGACAUCAACCAAGUGAUAUUCAACCGACUAACCAUGAGCGGCAAGAAAGAUCUGAUGGUCGAGCCAUGUUCGCCCAGCCAGAUCCACUAGUACGCUAUUACUCUUACUUCUACCAUCAGCACGAGUCAGGAGACGAUUUGGACCACUACCAAGACCAUUUUUUGUCAGAGGCUCAGAGACUAAAACAUAGCGCAGAUGAAGAACAUGAAUUAGUCACGCAGGCUCUUCUUUACCUCGAGGGCAUUAGUUACUUCCUUCUCACUGGUCUGGCCAUGGAGUCCGUCUCGAGUCCUGUCUCCUUGGGCGCCGUUUACAGGAUGUACAAGGAAACACUGUCUCUUAUCAAAUUCAUCACAAAUAAAUUCAAAGUACACGCGGAUGAUGCAGUAGAGCAUGGUACCAACGUCAAGUUAAUUAUCUUAUGCUUAUGGGGCCAAUCUUUGAUUACGCAAAAGCUAUUCAAUCUGAGAAGAGGCGAGAUCAAGGACAAUUACGCUCUAUUAGCAGACUACUAUAACAAAGCGCUAUUGCAGCCGGAGGCAGGCCACGCAACGCCGUCUCUUUCGCCGACACCGUCGCCAGGUUCGGUAGGCUCGGUCGGCAGCCAGAGUAGCGGUUAUAGCAGUGGCGAGUUGGCGAACCGUGAGCAUGCGAAUCGCGAGCUGGCUAAUCGCGAGGUAGCUGGUCGCGCCCAACCAGCUCAAGCGUCAGCAGUCGCGUACGUCUCCGUACCUCUCGCCGUAUUCAAUACCAUGCAGAAGCACCACGCAGACUUGGGCAUGUUGAUGAACGUCCAGGAAAAGUGGGAAACGGCUUGUGCUCUCGUCUCCGACAAGCAUAGACCUUUCUUCAUUGAACUGGACGAAACUAUAGGUCCUCUCAGCCCAAGGAGCUCAGUAAUGGAUCUGGUCCGCUAUCUACAAGCCGGCAUCAAGAAGCUCCGUGGCACCUGACCCAGGUGGCAUAGUCCGCGACCGCCUACGCCGAACUAUGUUACUUCCCUGCCUCAUAGCGUCGUCUCCUAUCCGACCAUGUACACGUAGAAGCAAAUACGUAGCGAGGACACGGGCUCUCUUUACGUAUAGACAACGAGACCGGGGCAGUGUGUGCCUUCUCGCAAAGUACACGGAAAGAGAAAGAGAGAUUUGUAUGAGGAGUGAAAGAGAGUCGGGGAUCACUUCUCUUUCCGUUGUUUUAGAAAGACUGGAGCAGCUGUUGCUCGGGACGUGAAUUGUAUGAAAAAUGACUGUUUUUUUUUCAUCUACCGUUUGUAAUAGAGAGAAAUGAUGACCGAAAAGUAGGAUGAUAGGAAUGCAAUCCCGAAACGUGAAAAUGACGAUCACCCGUAGGAAAUUGCCGAUGCGUCUGUCACUAUUACUAUGAUUAUUAUUAUUUUGAUUAUUAUUAAUUUUUUAACUACAUUGAGGGUACAGUUGUCUUAAGAAUUGUAAAGAAAAAAACGGAUCCUUUAUUUCUGUUGUGUCGGUACUUUGAGAUAGAUAAUUGAUUGAUAGAAAAAAAUAAUGUUUUUUUUUUGUUUACUUGUUCGUAAUUAUCACUACUAGAACUAUGAUUAUUGUACAUUUUUAUUUUUUCUGCUUUUUUUGGUCGAUCUUAUCGUAAUCGUUUUUAUGAUAUGAAGUUGUGAUUAGAUUAACCAUUACACGAUGGUUUGUUAAUAAUGAUAUGCAUUGCCGGUAUCAACUUUCCUUAAUUUCGUGGUACGCGUUGUAUAUUUUGUAAAGAUGGAAUAAGUCUUCCGUAUAGCAUGUUGGAAAGAUUUUUUAUCUUUUUUAAAAAGACUGCAAAUUUUGUAAUGCGAUAAGAUAUUUACUUUUGAGAAGUACUUAUGAUUUUAUGCCAAACAAAGAACAAGCAUAGAACGCUACUCCUUUUUUUCAUCAAAAACGAUACUAACUCUGGUUCUAACUUGUACAACCAAUUUAUCGUAUUCACUAAAACUCAAUUUUUUCAAUUCAAUAUAUUACUCUGGCACUCUUACAGAAUUUCGUAAUUUUUAAAAUUAUUGUAUACGAUUUUUUUUACUUUUAAUGCUAUAAUACAGUUAAAACACAUCAACCGUAAUUAGAUUAUUAUUUUCAAUGCGUACUGCAGUUGUGUGGAAGAGUCGCGCGCAAUUGUAGAAUAAUAAAAUUGUUUGCAGGGAUUUAAAAAAAAAUAAUAAAAAGAAUUGAACUGGAAAAGUAAGACAAUGAUAUAGAGUAAGUGUCACGAGUGAGAUCGUCUAAGAAAGUGCCACAGGAAGAGUCGUGGAGGUUACCUGAUAAAAAAAAGCACGUACGUUACGUAGCAUUAAGUGAUCGAAAUGUAAGAAAUAUCGCGAACGAUGAAUAUAGUUUAUUACGUAUACAAAGAAUCUAUAUACAUAUACAUAUGAAUAUAUAAAUAAAUAUAUAUUAUAUAUACACAAGAAUUAUUAUUAUUAUUAUUACUAUUAUUAUUACUAUUAUUACUAUUAUGCAAAUAACAGAAAAGCAAAAAAUGAUAUGUGGAGAUGUAAAAUCAAUAUAGGCGAGCCUCUUACGUUACAAUGUGUCGACAGUUGUACGAGGAAAAAUGUUUAUACUGUGCAAAAUAAAAUAGAAUCCAAUUAUUCCUCUUUGCUACUAAACUGUACGGCAGCAUUGUGACUGUAUGACGAUUGUAGAUAGACAGAUAUGAGAGACAAUGUAUGUACACUAUAUCUCAAGACAAAGAAUUAAAAAGCAAGUUAACGGAUGAUUAUCUCCCAAUUUCUUUUAAUGAAAUAAUAAUGGAAAUUAACUGGGAAUGAUUACGUUAUUUGCAUUAAUUAAAUAUAUAUCGGGGAAAGUAGUGGUCUUACUAGGAAAAACGAGAGAAUACAAUGACUACACGAUGAAAAAAUAAAUAAAUUUAGGAGUACGAACGAAAUUUUUUGUAAAAAUGUUUACAUAUAAAAGUUUAACGCGCAAAAUCAACCUUUCUCGAUGCUUUUGUACCACCUGCAGCCGAAAUCUCCGCUAUCAGAAAGUGUAUUUUUACAAUUAAAUCGGCCACUGAAAAACCGGUUUAAAAUUGAUUAUCGAGAUAAAGUUCUUCAGCGAGGAAGAGCGUCGGAUAUGUUGCGUGGAGCUUCGAAUGAAAGGUUGGAGCAAGUAGAUAAUGAGUAAAAUUAACUCGAGCGCAAAUGAGAAUGCGAAACGAGUACGAACAUGCGUUGCGAGUGAUUCUUUUUAAAUCAAUGUGCAAAGGAUUUAUAAGUAUAUGAAAUAGAAGAAAUGUAAGUUUAUAACGAUGUAAGUUUGCUCAUUGUAUAUUUUUGUAAAUACAAUAUAUGUAUUUUGCGAUCGCAGCCUUCGAGAAGAACUAUGCUAUUAUAUAUGUCUCAACUCCAUUAGAAAAUUGAAACGUACAACCGAAAAGGAAGGUUUUCUCGACUUGGAUUACGUUAAAAUUUAUGAGCAAGGUGCUUAAUUUCUUGUUUUCUUUUAUCUAUGGAAGCUGACGUUUCUUUAGCAUUUCUUUACUUAUUAUCCUUCAACAACUAUCUUUCUUAAGAACAGGGCAACAAAAUGGCAUUUACAUUUGUUUGUGAAAAUUUUGCUAUUGUUUUCCUUUCUAUUACGGCCAGCAAACGUAUACCCGAGGCACUGUAAAAUAAAAGUAAAAUCAAACAAAAAAAGGAUAAUGAAAAUCAAGCGCGGUCCAAUGGUUCACGGGAGACAAUUUUUUAUAGCAUUAUUAAUUGAAUAAUCAAUUGAUAAGAUACAUACAAAAAGGUAUAGAAUGCUCUCGAUUGUACAUACAAGUAGUUAUGAAUCGCACAAAAAGAGGGAAGAGCAGAAUGAGAGUUUUCAGUAAAACACGCAUUUUAUCGAGACAAUGUAUAAUCGCAUGAGCCAUUGGUUAUUUUUAAACUUGCGCAAUUUCGCCCGUUUGUAACGAUAUAACAUCAAUUUAAUACAUUGGUUCAGCACAGUAUGUCUUCAUAAGAUGAUACGUUUCAAAAACACACUGCAUAUGCGUGUGUAUAUUCGCCAUACGAGAGAAAAAGAUGAAUGAAGUUAAAUUUUCGUCAAUGUUAUUUUAAUCUUACGGUAAUAAAAUUAUAUGAUUUUUACUUCAUAAGGAUUAUUCACUUUCAAGUGAAGACUGCAAUUUUCUUUUGCUACUGUCAUUUUCCUAUCUCUUUCACUACAACACAUUUGUAUGAUAUUUUUGAUAUUAAAAUGCAACGAUACAUUAGUAAUUGAAAUUUUGAUGUUGGGCAAAACACGGCUGUCGGAGGAGCUUUUUACGUAUAAUAUUGCCAAUCGAAGUUAAUAUUUCGAUAAAAAUAAGUAGAAAAUUGUUUUUGCAACCUCGCGUAGUCUCCGGGCUCAUUUGUUUCCUGUUUGUUAUCGUCUCUUUCCAUUAUUUAUGAGAACGAUAUUAAGUUUAAGUUAUUAUUUUUAUAUUACAAUUAAUCAUUUUAUUACGGUCUACGUCGACUUCUUUCUUCACUCAGUUUGCGAUGAGCAGUUAUUGUAAUUUCAUCUUGAUAGUUAUAACGACAAUAAUAAUUAUAUGACUAUGACUACGGUCAGAAUAAUCAAUAAUUGGAAUAAUUUAUUAUUUAUCAGUUAGGUUAUCAACAGUUGGAAAUUAAUAAAAAAACACGAGUAAAUAGACGUAGAUUUGUUCAGACUUGAGUUGUCCAUUUGACCCUGUACAUAGUAUCCUUUUUGAUCCUUCCAAGCUUACUGCUUUUCACGAAAAUCACAUAGGAUAGUAUAUCACACAACUGAAAGAACUGUAAAAUAAUGGCUCUUUUUUUUUUAGUUGUUGACGCACGCGCUCGCUUAAAUGGCAAACAGAGGACGAAGUUGCGCAAAUACUGUUUUGUACGGCAGUUUGUCGAUCAAAUAAUUGUAACGCAUGUUCGACGGUAGAAUUCUUCUCUAAUGCGUCUUCGAGUGCAAAUUAUUUUACUUACUUAAGCGUAAUCGUCGAGAAAGAAGAGAAGGGAGAAAGUUACAAAGAGAAUGAGUAAAUAGUGCUUGUAUGAUAGCAUGUUUUUUUAUGCUUAUAUACAUGCGUAGUAUCGGGAAUGGCAUUUAGUACUCAACAGUCAUCCAGCGUUAGUUUAUUGCGACUUUCAAACGUAUUUUGUGAAUCAAUUGUAUAUGUUUUUCGAUUGUUUGAAUUGCGAUCAAGCGGCAUUAUGUAGUUUCGUUUUACUGGACUACUCAUUACUAUAUGUUUGUUCCACGCAUUUCAAUGCUCAAAUAAGACAGCGCCGUAAUGAAAUUUUACUGCAUGCGUAUAUGUCAAAGAAACAUUUCGUUCUAGAUAAGAUUUUUAUCCGAACAGAUGGGAGACAGAGAAACAAAGCAAAAUAUUUCUAGUAAUAGACAAAUUCUUUUAUAUAU
Phymastichus coffea is the source of this 8191-nucleotide messenger RNA. RefSeq names its product AF4/FMR2 family member lilli-like (gene lilli). Gene Ontology annotation, biological process: regulation of gene expression. The transcript has 12 exons. NCBI's taxonomy places the organism in Eukaryota, Metazoa, Arthropoda, Insecta, Hymenoptera, Eulophidae. The record is from RefSeq and is a predicted model, not a curated record. The coding region runs from base 32 to 3751 and encodes 1239 amino acids. Gene Ontology annotation, cellular component: super elongation complex; nucleus.